Colias croceus (clouded yellow) is the source of this 2028-nucleotide messenger RNA. RefSeq names its product cytochrome P450 4C1-like. The transcript is spliced from 16 exons. Lineage: Eukaryota; Metazoa; Arthropoda; Insecta; Lepidoptera; Pieridae. The record is from RefSeq and is a predicted model, not a curated record. Gene Ontology annotation, molecular function: monooxygenase activity; oxidoreductase activity, acting on paired donors, with incorporation or reduction of molecular oxygen; iron ion binding. Bases 1 to 2028 code for a protein of 675 amino acids.
AUGCUUCGGAAUAUAAAAACACCCAAAGAAGACAUUCCACUAUUCGGAGUUUCUCUGUUUCUCCUGGGAAAUGCUGAACAUAUAAUGAACAAAAUGAUACAAUAUGGUCGGGCCGCAACAGCAUUUGGAGGCAUUACAAAAGCAACACUUGGACCUUUUGUAUACCUCAUAAUAACCGAUCCAGCUUUAAUAGAAGUAGUUUUGAAAAAUUGUCUAGAAAAAGACAAAUUACAUCGAUUUAUACAUUACUUUCUCGGAAACGCCUCAAUUUUUGCCCCAGUUUCCAUUUGGAAGCCUCGACGUAAAGUGAUAGUUCCAGCAUUUAGUCCAAAAAUCAUAUCGAGCUUCUUUGAUAUUUUCGUUGAGCAAAGUAUCAAAUUAGCUGAAUCACUAAAACCGAUGGCAGGAGCAGGAAUAUUUAAAAUUUGGCCAUACAUAAAUAGUUACAACUUGGACUCUGUUAUGGAAUCCGCAAUGGGCACAUCUUUGACAGAUGAGGACAAUUAUGACGUAUUUUUAAAGGCUUCAUAUGAUGCUAUGAAAUAUUCCAGUGAGAGAAUAUUUCAUCCAUGGCUCCAACCAGAUUGGAUUUAUAAAAACAUAAACCGAGGAAAAAAACUGCUGUACCAAAUAUCCGUGGAUAUUUGGUACAGAGAUAUAGCGGGCGAUAUAAUGAAGAAGAUGGUAGAGUACAGCAAGGUCACAACACAUUUUGGAGGUAUAUCAAAAGCGUGGCUUGGACCCUUCUUAUAUUUCAUGGUAACAGAUCCAGCGGCAUUAGAGGUGGUUCUGAAAAAUAAUUUAGAAAAAGACAAUUUGCACCGUUUCUUAAGAUUCUUCCUCGGAAAUGCAUUAAUUUUUGCACCAGUCUCUAUAUGGAAGCCCCGCCGAAAAGUUGCAGUACCAGCUUUCAGCCCAAAGAUAAUUUCUAGUUUUGUCCACGUUUUCGCAGAGCAAAGUGACAAGUUAGCAGAAUUGCUAAAACCUAAAGUGGGGAUUGGAAAAUUUAAAAUAUGGCCUCACAUCAAUGCUUAUAAUCUUGACUCUGUUAUGGAAACGGCAAUGGGUGUCCCGUUAAAUACACAAGAUGAUUAUGAAAACCCAAUUUUAACGGCCACAAAUGACGCAUUUAAAUACACAUGUGAACGAAUAUUCCAUCCAUGGCUUCAACCGGAUUGGUUAUACAAAUUAUUUCCCCAGUAUACUAAAUUGAAGAAAGCAACGAAAAUCAUACACGACUUUACAGAUGAGGUUAUCAGAAAGAAGAAACUACAGCUUAAGGCGGAUCAAAAGAAAUCGAACAUCCAUAGAUUAGAUUUACUGCAAAAUACGGAUAUAACCUUUUUGGAUCUCUUGAUAUCUCAGUCCGGAGGCUCGGAAGGAUACACCAAUCUGGAGCUACGGGAAGAAGUAUUGACGUUCAUUUUAGCCGCUACAGAUACGUCGGCUGUCACAAUGGGCUUCACUCUCAAACUAUUGGGAAAAUAUCCAGAAGUACAACAGAAAGUGUUUGAUGAAAUUGACGCAAUAUUCGGUGAUUCAGAUCGGCUCUUAGAUAAAGAUGAUCUACCAAAGCUUCAAUAUUUAGAACGAGUUAUAAAAGAAACACUGAGAUUGUAUCCUUCAGUACCAUUACUCAUAAGAACUACCACAGAAGAGUCACCAUUGAACGAAAACAUCGUUCUGCCAAAGGGUACAGGCAUAGUUGCUAGCAUAUACGGUGUCCAUAGGAACCCCAAUGUGUGGGGUCCAGAUGUGGACUGUUUCGAUCCGGACAGAUUUUUACCAGAGCGAACUAAAGGAAUGCACCCCUGUUCGUUCAUACCGUUUAGCCAUGGACCUCGUAAUUGUCUUGGUUAUCAAUACGCGAUGAUAUCUAUCAAGACUGCACUUUCCACCAUCCUGAGACGUUAUAAGGUCAUCGAUGAACCAGAGAAAGGUCCUAUACCAAACAUAAGAGUCAAAUUGGAUGUUAUGAUGAAAGCUGUCGACGGUUAUGAAGUGGCUUUAGAAUUACGUGAAAAAUAA